GAGGGCACCAGGAUGCCACGGUCUGUGGCACUAUCCUGGGCUCAGUAUGUACGUGAUCCAUACAGGUGACGCUGGCCAGGUGGUGCCACAUUCUCUCCUGCAGGGUGCCAGGUGGCUGCAGGAGCCUGGCAUCCUGUUCAAGGACGUGGCUCUCCUGCAAGUUCCUGGCUACCAGGCCACCCAUCCCUGGUGCCGCCCCGCCACCCGCCGCCCUCACUCCGGCGCCGCCCAUCACCACCCACCUGUUAAUAUAGGAACGGAUGUUCAUGAUGGUGUGUCAGCUGUGACGAGGGAGAACUUACAGCUGAGGUGUGGUGGUGGUGAUGAUAGUUGUGGUGGUGACAAGGGCAGAAGGAUGGAGGAGGAGGGCAGUGUGCAGUUUAUACAACAGAAGAGCAAUGUUCCCACAUGCUGUACAUUCCAUCCCAAGGAUCGAUAUGCUUUCGCAUUUGGUGGGAGUGAUGGCGAGAUAACAGUGGUCAAUGCUUUACGAGGAGAAAUAGUGCGCUCUGUUCCUCUAGGUUCUCUCAGUCUUGCAAGAGCCAUCAAUGCUCUCAACUUCUCUCCAGAUGGCUCCAAGGCUAUUACAACUUCAGUGUCUCGCAAAGUGAGCAUCGUGGAUAUAGAGAGAGGGACUCCCUUGUUGGCGUACGAUAACUGUGCUAGUCCUAUUGAUGUCCGACAGCCGCUUAUCGUACAUCCCUCUUUACCAUACCUGGCCGCCUGCACCACAGUCAAUGCUCGGGGCAUUACUCUUCUUGAUUUUAGGAUGCCACUGCCACUUGAUUUUAUCUAUGAUUUACACGAGGACAGCAUCAAUGAUAUGUGUUUCCUUGAUGGGUCCUGGCCAUGGGGAUCUGGCAAGGCUGUCCUGGUGUCUGGUUCAGCUCUAGGGGAGGUCAAAGUGAACAGUGUAGAUGGACGUCCAAUAUGCUCCUUUUCUGCUCAGCCUCCUGUCACUUGUUUGUACCCUUCCCCUGAGCGCUACAAUGUCUCACUCUCUAAUGGAUAUCCCAGUGUGAUGAUGGCCAGCACGGGUGAAGGUCUUGUGUGUUGGUGCGUCGGUAAGCGACCAUGGAAGUGGGAGACCCAGAAGGUGAACCCUGGUAGGGUAACAUGCAUGCGGUACACAGUUAGUGGGGGUGUGCUCUACACUGCUGAAGGUAAGACUGUGUACCGAUAUCGCCGCUAUCCUGAGCGCCAUCAAGUCAUUGGACAAGUCUUCAGUCACACGGCUCCCAUUUUGGAUCUUGAUCUUUCACCAUACAAUGAAUAUCUGAUCACUGCAGGCAAGGACAACAUGGUUGGUCUUCUACACCUCGGAGCCCCAAAUCAUGGCUGGACCCAACGAUGUGAGUUUACAUGAUCAAGCCUUUCCCACAAACUUGAUCUCUUCGAGUCCGAUCGUCAAGUGUGCACUCUGAAUAAUUCUUUCAGUCACGGGAAUAAAAACUGAAGGUUCUUGGUCCUUCUGUACAUGUGAAUGCACUGGUAAUACAGAAGAAUAUUUUUAUUUAAAAUUAGAUUCUUUGAAGUAGAAAUGCAAAGAUUUGCAGUGCGUGUGUUGAAACUUUGAGCAGACAGUUCAGGUGUAACUUCACAAUUCAGGUCGUGUUAAAGUUUCAAAAAUUAUUGUUGUUGUAUUGGAAAAUGAAGAGCUACAUGUAUAGUUAAUGCAGUGUAUUUUAUUUUAAUGUAUUAAGCAGGACCUGAGGAAAGUAAGUUCUUCCCGCUGUUACUAGCACUUCUUAAAAGUUCAGAUUGUACCUUUCUUAUUUUUUUAAUUUCUAAUGUGUGUGUCAUAUAAGGUUGCAUUUGAGAUUUAUCAGGUAAAUUUUAUCUUUUGUUCCCAUUUCUUUUGUAUAUACAGUAUGUGCUAUUUAUACUCUUGUUUUCAGGUUAGCAUUGGUAAGUAAUGGAAGUGUAACUAUGUUUAUGUCUUGCUUUUUAGGCAGUGUUUGUCACAUAAUCUGAAUUGACUUAAACAUAAAUUAUUUCCAAAAGAUAUUCUUAUGCAUUCUCCAUGGGGAAGUGGAACAGAAUUCUUCCUCCGUAAGCCAUGCGUGUUGUAAGAGGCGACUAAAAUGCCGGGAGCAAGGGGCUAGUAACCCCUUCUGCUGUAUAUAUUACUAAAUGUAAAAGGAGAAACUUUUGUUUUUCCUUUUGGGCCACCCCGCCUCGGUGGGAUACGGCUGGUGUGUUGAAAGAAAGAAAGAUUCUUAUGCAUUGAUACAUACAUUUUUGUAAAUUAACAUGGCAUUGUAUUUUUUUAUUUCAAGAUAGUGAUCAUCUACACCAAGGCUGGUGACCCAAAAAAGAAAAAAACUGUAAAGUUUAUCUUCUUUUUACAUUGAGUAAUUUAUAUAAGAGAAGGGUUUACUAGCCCCUUGUUCCCAGCAUUUUUUAACAACACGCAGGAAUGAUUCUUUUCCACUUCCGCAUGGAAUGGUACUGUAUGUAAAUUUGUGAUUUUGCCCCAAAACUAACUUUGAAACCUGGCAGGGCAUGCUGUUGACAAUAGUGAAGAAACAAAGUACUAUAUUGAAAACACUUUUGUUUGUAUAAUGUUUUGAGCUGGUUAGACCUUUGUAGAUUUGACUUGUUUGGCAAAAUGAUUAUUGUUUUAUAUUUCUCCGAGGUGACUCAUGAAAUCAUAAUAACACGAUUGCAAACAAACCACUGAAUGGGUGGGAUUUGAUGAAACUCCAGGCCAGCUGGCUGAGUGGUUUACACACUAGCUGGAGUUUUAAGACUCAGUUGCCAUGGGUUCAAAUCCCAACUGUUCCAUAGUUUAUAUUCCUGCAAGCGCAACCUAAAAAGCACAGCAUUUCUUUCUGUAUGGAGGUAUUGCAUUUCUUUUGGUAAAACUUUUCUUGAAUGCAUGGACAACAUUAAGGUUUAAUUGAAUGGUGAGUUUAUUUUUCAUUAUUGGUGAAUACUUUUUUAUGAAUAAAAGUUAGUUAAAAGCUGCGUGUAUAAUACUAAAAGAUCUCAAAACCCGUAAGUUCUGAUUCCAUUUAUAGUUUUAUGUGUCUUAGCAGGGUGCUGGGCUGAUUGAAGCAUCGGUUUGCAGUGGGUACUUCCUCACUUCCAUCAGGAUAAGUAGAGCUAAUUAUUUUGAUAUUAACCUUGGUACUUGAUACUGACAGGUGGUCGAAAAAGAUGAGUAAGCAAACACCAGGAUGUACUUAUUAAAAACAUUUAGGUCCUGGAACCUUGAUUGCCUCUGGUCAAGGUCCUGGAACCUUGGUCGCCUCUGAAGUGAUCAAAGUCCUAUGACUGAAAUAUUUCUAAUAACCACAUGCUAGUGUUUGGUCAUGUGUCAUUUGAAGCUGCUAAUUAUUUUGGUAGAUCAGUCUCAAAAUCCAAAGGUUUCUGGGUGAAAGUUUGUUUUUAUUUUCUUGACUUUUAGAUUUUCAAAGGGUUUUAUUAAUUGAAAAUAAGGUGUUUCUUAACCACUGUUUGUGUGAAGUUGAAUAAAUACAAGCAAUAUUUUCUGGAGUGAAAGUUUGCUACACUACUGAACUCUGUAUUGAGGCUUAGGAAGUCCAUUUCUUUUAUGCUUUUAUAUUUUUUUCUUAGUCAUACAGCAGAGACAUGCAAGAUAGAAUAAGUAAAACACCUGAUGCUGUACUUACAACAUAUAUGGUUAUUUUAAUGAUUUUUAUUUUUGGAGUAAAGAUCUUGUGUAGAGUGAGUUAUGAUUUGAAAUAUAUUUCCUAGUGAUUGUUGUUAUACUUUAUAUCUCUUUAUAGACUGUUUGUAAUGUUUUUUACCUGUAAUGAAUAUGACACUUGAGGCAUUAAUGCGAACGGUUAUAAAUAGUUUGUUAAAUCUGUGUUAAAUUUUAGUUGUUUUUAUGCAUUGUACAACUAUGAUUCAGUACUGGAACGAUGCUUCAACUGUAAUUUCUACUCACUUGGGCAUUAUUAUUGUUAUAGCCAUUGGGAAGCACUAAACCUGUAAGGGGUCAUAGAGUGCCUGGGGAGUGGGUGGUAAUUAUUAUUAUAUUUACGAGGAAACGAUAAGAGUCAGACCGAAUGUCAUUAUGAGCUUCUUUCUCCUAUGUGCGGAUUAUUUGUGCAUGAGGAAGUGCUAUAUUCAUAGUCAUUGAGUGCCUACGAAUGGGAGGUAAUUAAGUGUGAUCAGGAGAAGGGAAGACCAGUUUGAAUGUACUGUGUAUCAGUGGUAAAAUAUAUUAACAAGUUAUGUAAAUAAGACAUGAUACUUUAUGUGGCUUAUGGUAUAAAACAUCUUUUCAAUGAAAUGCCACAAACUGCAUGUAAUGGUAUCUGAAAUUCUUUACAUUGAGAGGGCUUCAGUAGCAUCAAGGCUUCACCUUGAAGGAGUAAUGUGUACUCGCCUGCAUGUGGUUGCAGGGGUAGAGUCACAGCUCCUGGCAUAAGAAAGUUUUCAUAGUUUGGCUAAACAGCAUUAAUGAAUGAUUCUUAAACUGUAGGUAUCAAGAUUCCCACCACUAAAACUCUAGUUCAACUAGCUAGUUUGCUGAAUUCCCCUCAGAGUACCACUUUGAGGGGGAUUCAAGCCAGACCCUUGCACCAACCACACAUCAAAACCUCUAAACCAUUCUCCUAUGUUAAAUCUUCAUUGACUCUGAUCUAACAGUCACAUGUGUGACUGUUUAUUGCCUCCCCACAUGUCCAUCCAUCCAUCCCAGAUUGAUGCAUUCUCUUCAUCAACCCAUCAUGUUUCACACUAUCUUAACUCAUUUUUUGGAGUAUGUUUAUAGUCACCUAUCUUGCUCCACACCAUCUUAAUCAACUUAUCCUGCUACUCUCUCUAGCCUUAACCCCAUCCAUCACCAAGGAUUACGUUUAUGCCUUGGUGCUUUUCGCUCUUCCCCUGUUGAGAACCUCUAUGCAGAAGCGAAUGUUCCAUCCUUGUCUGAUCGCCGUGAUGCCCAUUGCCUUCGCUACUAUGUACGCUCUCACGAUCUCCACAAUCCUUCCAUUUAUAGAAUGGUCACCGAUAUUAGUAGACAUUCUUUAUUUGUUCGCCGCCCCUGUUUGCUCCAUCCCUUUUCUCUUCGCCUACAUUCGCUCUUGUCUUCCCUUCAGUUACCACCUUUAUAUGUUCAUAUAGCAUCUCACUUUUCCCUACCCCCCUGGGAAGUUCCAGCUGUUCGGGUCUGUUCUUUCUCACUCCCUUGCUCGAAAGCCCAACUGCCUACAGUGGCUUCCCGCUCUCUUUUUCUUGAUCACUUCCACUCUUAUUCUCAUGCCAUCACUGUGUACACAGAUGGCUCUAAGUCUUCAGACGGCGUCGGAUUCACAGCAGUGUUUCCAGACAGCAUCGUGCGAGGGCAUUUACUAUCUUCGGCUAGCAUUUUUACUGCUGAAUUGUAUGCCAUUCUUGCAGCACUUAUUCGUAUCGCAUCUAUGCCUGUGUCAUCAUUUGUGGUAGUCUCAGACUCCCUUAGUGCUCUACAGGCUAUACGAAAAUUUGAUACAUCUCACCCCCUAGUUCUCCGUAUCCAACUUGGCUACGCCGUAUCUCUACCAAGCAUAAAGAUAUUGUUUUUUGUUGGGUCCCUGGUCAUGUCGACGUACAGGGCAAUGAACAGGCAGACACUGCUGCGCGGUCAGCAUUACAUGACCUACCAAUUUCCUAUAGAGGUGUUCCAUUUCUGGACUAUUUUGCUGCAAUAGCUACCCACCUUCACACCCGUUGGCAACAACGUUGGUCAACUCUGCUCGGUAACAAACUUCAUUCUAUUAAAACCGAGCAUAGGUUACUGGCCGUCUUCUUGUCAUCAGUGCCGAGGUUGGGAGACCACUCUCUCCCGCCUUCGCAUAGGCCACACUCGUCUUACUCAUGGGUAUCUCAUGGAAAGGCACCCUGUUCCUCUCUGUGAGCAGUGUCAAGUUCCAGUAUCGAUUAGCCACAUUCUGUUAGACUGCCCUCUCUAUCAUCGAGCAUGCAGAAUUUACCUCCAACGUCGUCUUCGUUCUACUACUCUCUCUUUACCUUCCCUUCUUGCUGAUGGACCCUCCUUUAAUCCUGACUCUCUCAUUGACUUCUUGACAACGACUGAUUUACUCCACAAACUCUGAUGAUGAUACCUUUCGCACUCCCCUCAGCCCUUUCUAGUUCAGUCUCUUGCUGCCCUUUACCCUUUCACCAUCCACUGCCCCGCUGUUAUCCGUAACCUAUUACUCAUCCAUCUUCCUUUUGCCACCUGAUGCCCUCGCUUCCUUCCUGCCCUGCAGCGCUGUAUAGCCCUUGUGGCUUAGCGCUUCUUUUUGAUUAUAAUAAUAAUUAGUCAACUUAACUUGAUAAUAAAUAAUGUGCAUGCACAUCAGGCUGGCUUGCUUUUCAGUCUUGUACAGUGGAGGAUUUUUAUGCUGGAUACAAUUUAGAAAUCUCCAGUAUUAGAGUGAGAAAACCUGCUGCUCAGACAACAAAUCUCAUCAUUGAAGAUACCCAAGCAUUAUGCAUCUCUUAUUCAUCAACUUGCCAGUAUUCCAUCCCAUCAAUAUAAUGAAGCAAAUUAUUGCAACAACCUCUCUUUCAUGGCUUCCAAAGAAUAAAAAGGCUUCAUAAAGAAUAAAAAGGCACAGUACUGUGACUGGAACAGUACACAAAUAAUGCACAUAGGAAAGAGAAGCUAACAACGAUGUUACAGUCCAAUUUGGACCAUUUACAAAGUCACACUGUGUACUUUGUAAAUGGUUUAAGUCACACUGAAAUGUCAUAGUAAGUUUCUCUCUCCUAUGUUCAGGUUAUUUGUGUAUUGUGUUUUAGAUGAAGUCAUCUGUCUUGCAACCUCUCCUGACCUGACCUUGGCUUUCACUAUACCUUACUCUAGAUUUCCACCUUAAUCAUGAUGAUAAUCAUGGACAAUCAGGAAUGUCAUCCUAAAAAUUAAUCUCUAGUUUGUGGGAUAGCUGUGAAUUGUUCCAAUCAUGGUAAUGUGAAUGCUAGUCUUCCUUUUACAGUAUGUAAUGUACAGUAUUCUGUCUGAACAAUUAUGAAGCAGAUGACAGUCCAUAUUGCAGGUGAUCUGAAGGAUUUAUUUAAUGCAGUUGUGUAAAUGGCAUGAAUUAUGACUACUGUAUCUGGCUACAAUCACUUCCUUCCAUUUUCCUCUUAAUGAAUAACUAAAGUGUAAUGAACACUUGUCAGUGAUCAGUAAUAACCCACAUGGAGACAGAAACUCAUAAGAUUGAUUGAUCUGUAUAUUUCGACUCCCUUCUGGGAUCCUCAGUGUACAUAAUGUGUUUUAGAGAAUAAUCUGUAUAUGACUGUAUUUAGGGACUAGUGAAUCGGUAGUAUUUAUGUAUCUGAAAGGGAGGGGUGAACAGAGGAAAUGUGCUCAUGUAAAGAGUAAAUAUUAGUUAUGAACUUUGUGCACUGUUCCAUCCUCCCCUCCUCCCCCCACUCCUGCCAAACAAAUAAUUUCAUUAAGGUAUUUAGUCUAUUAGUAAUACUGUAUAGCAGCUUCCUGAAAAAUUCAUGAUGGAUUUACCAUUGUUUAUGAAUAUAACAAUCAGUGUGUGUCUAAUUGCCCAUCCCAUGAGUGGGGAAAAUGGAUGUACAGUACUAAUAAUGAUUGUUUAAUCUAUACAGGCAGUAAUUAAAGCAGCUAUUUUUUUACUUGUAAUAUAUUUUUAAUACUGUAUAUGCUAUGGGAAGAAAUAGAAACUCAGUAAUUCAUGCCCUAGAGGAAGUUUAGCAGGUUUUAUUCCUGAACUUGAGUUUCACCAGUGAUAAUAAACAAUGCUGCCUUGUAAUUGGGCAUUUUGAAUUUUUUGUUCCACCAGAGAGGAUUGUUCCAUUUUACAUGUGACCUCUUGUUUACUUUUUGUAUAUUUGGCUUAGUUGUUCAUGCAGUUUCUUGACCAUAGUUUGCAAAAUGGUACUUAUUUCAGUAUUUAUAAUUAUCAUUAAAUGUAGGGAAUAUGUCUAUGCUGUAAUAUUGAUUUGUAUACCUGGAGGAGGUUUCAGGGGUCGUUGCCCCUAUGGCCCGGUCUGUGAUUAGGCCUCGUCACACAUACUUCAUGUUUGUGUACACAACACUCAAAAGCAGCAUUUUUAGAGUUAUUAUCUACACUUAUGACUAAGAUCCAAAAUAUGUAAUAUUGUCUUGAGAAAAUAAUUGUUUUGUGAAUUCUCAUCUACUUACAAAAAUUGCUACGGGUGUUUGUCAAUUGAGGGAACCUUCUAUCUCAAAGCAGGUGUUGUCAAUCGAGGGAACCUUGCAUCUUAAAAUGUGUUUGUCUGUCGGGGGAACCUCGUAUCUCAAAAGAGGCGUUUAAAAGGUUGCAUCUUGAGUGUUGGUUCACCAUAUGUUGCAUCAGUUCCACCAUGAAGCAUCAAGGACAGUGGUGCUAACACCCCCCCCCCCCAUCCCCACUCCACACAUUGUAUGAUGGGUUUAGUGCUUCCUUCUGAUGAUGAUGAUGAUAAAAAUAAUAAUAAAUACUGUACAGCAUAUGCUUAUUGUAUUUUAUUACCAUACAAUAUAAUGCUGAAUUUGCAUUUAUCACAUAUGUACUUUUAAAGGAUGGAGGAGCCAGCUUGUUGCAUUGAAUCAUCCACACUCAGUACUUCACAUAAAUGUAAUAAUGUUGUUGUGGUUAAGAUAACAUGGAUGCUCUGCUCUCUGGACUAUCCCUAGUAUUAUCUGAGAUAUUGAUUUAUCAAUCAGGAAUUUAUUUCUUAAACAGUUUUUUUUUUUUUUACUCUGUGAUUUUUAUGAACUUGCAUGUGUAUGAGAUGACCAGGUGGUGUAUGACCCUUGGGUUUAUCAUCUAUGAAUAUGGGGUGUUGUGUUAUGCAGCAGAAAAGAAUAAGUGUCAUAUUCAAGCAAUGGAGUAAAAUGCAAGCAUAUGGGAGAUCAGAGCCAUGAAGGUCAAGCCACCAUAGUUUAUCAGGCUCUAAUCCUAACUUAGAGAUGCAGAAGACAACAUCUGCACUUUCCCACAGGCAAAACAUUAAACAAUCUGGAAAUAAAGAUAUUAGUAGCAGAGGAUUCACCCAAGGCUGGGGUUUUUCAAGUACACAAGAAUGAGCAAAUACUACUACUGAAAAGGCAAAUGGGGAUCAUGAGGUCAGGCUCAGAGAAAGACACCUCACACACAAGGUCACUGCAAGAGCAAGUGUGUUUACUGGUUGCUGUGUACUUGAUAAAGCCUGACCUUGAGUGAAACAUUGUACUAAAAGGAUCCUUUGCUGCCAGUAUCCUGUAUAUGUAUGGUAUACAAUACCAACAAGAUAAAGAAUUAGACAUGUUCAUCUGGAUAUUUUUAUACCCAGUGUUGUACAUAUGUCUAAUUCUUUACCAGUAUCUUUAUUCCCGCUUGUCUACUUUUGAUAUGGUCUGCCAUUGAGGAAUCCAUUUGUUCACUAACCCAGAUUUUGGCCAUGGUGGCAUUUAUUUGUUUCUGCCUCUCAGUGCCUCAUAUGUUACUGUAAGACUGAGUUCCAGUGUCCAUCACUGUCCUUGAAACUUGGAACUCCUAUUCUUAAUCAAUGGAUAUUUAUUAUUUUUAAUCCAAUUUUUUUAUUAUAUACAUCCCUCCACAGGAUGUUCUUGGAGGUGAUAUGUCUUGGUCCAAGGAAUUGGAUCUAACCUCUUUCUUGGAACAAGCCUGACUGUUUCCCUUUCCCCAGGCAGUGUAUUACCCCACAAGGUUUAGUGGUUGCUCUUAAUGAUUAUUGUACCCAUCAGUCUCCACCUAAAAGAUUGAUAAUGGUAUCAAUUGUAAUGACUGAUAAGGAAGAAAUCCUUAUGAUUUACACAUCACCUAAUAUUUUUAUUGACAAUCUCACAUCUGUAUUUUAUGUCUAAACGUGUUCAUCGAAUUUAUUCAGAAAACUCAGGCCAAUAGGUCAUGAAUUUCUUUAUUGGGCUCUUUUUCUAAAUGUUUGUAGGCUUACUUAAAAAAAAAAGUCUGUAUUAGCAUAGGAUAUAUCUUUUCUGAACCUGAGUGGAUUAAAGGGUAAUAGUGAUGGAUGCAAAGCAAUGUCAGACACUUGCUGGAAAGAACUGUAUAUUUCAGCUUGUAAGACCCUCCAGGGAGGCACCUUGAUGCCAGUGAGAAAGUCUUUAUCUAGUGAACUGGACUUAUUCUUCUCUUCCUUGGAUCAAACUUGAAAGCCUCCCAUUCCCUAGGAGCUGUAUGAUCCCAAUAGGUUUAGCACUUUCUCCAUGAUUAAAAUAAUUGGCCUCUAACUGAUGUUGAAGUACAUGUAUACAAAUUUCUCUAACUUGUAUUUUAUAUAGCUAAGUGGUUUGUCACUUUGCAAGUGUAGAUAUUGCAGUGCAAGAGUAUAGAUAUUGCAGUGGAAUGUAUCUUAAUGAUUUACAAAGUGUCACUGCUGGGUGGAGUACAUUUACAGUGCUCAAAAUUUGCAAGGAUGUGCUCAGAGUUCAAACACAAAACCUGAGAAAACCACUAAGUGUUGUCUGUGUAAACCAUCUGCAAUCAGGACUUUAAAUGACAUUUUUUAAUAUAAUAAAGUAAAAUGUUUAUUUCUUUAAGUACAUGUACAAGGUAUACAGGCCAUAGCUGACAUCAGUGACAUACUGCUAUAUAGAAAGCCCCUUGUUAUGCAGAGCAUUUCUCGCAAAUUUGGUCAGUUUUAUUCCAGGAUGCGACCCACACCAGUCGACUGACACCCAGGUACCCAUUUUACUGAUGGGGAACGUAGACAACUGGUGUAAAGAAACACUCCCAAUGUUUCUACCCUCACCGGGAAUCAAAUCUGGACCCUCGCCAUGUGAAGCGAGAGCUUUAGCUACCAGGCCACAGGGCACUGUGGCCUGGUGAAUUUUUUUUUUUUAAUUCACAAAUUGAGAUCCUGCAAAUUUUGAGUGAGUAAUAUACCAUAUGUUAAAUGUAAUUAGGAAUAAUGUACUGGGCGUAUAGCAAUAAAAGCCAAAGAAUGAUAAUACAGAAGAGUGGUAAUUAAUAAAGAUAUUCUUUAUAGUUUCAGAGAACAUUUUGUAUUUGCUUAAUAGGUUAGUUUGUAUUCUUAAUAAAAGAAAUUUUUAA
Cherax quadricarinatus is the source of this 11021-nucleotide messenger RNA. RefSeq lists its product as uncharacterized. Lineage: Eukaryota; Metazoa; Arthropoda; Malacostraca; Decapoda; Parastacidae. Gene Ontology annotation, molecular function: protein binding. The record is from RefSeq and is a predicted model, not a curated record.